UCUAAUUUUGCUCUGCGCCCACGAGACAGUACAACACGAGGAUGGCAGCUUGCUUCUCAAGCGGCAGCCUCCCGUGCACCAAGGCCGACUGGCCAGCGUGCGGCUACGCGUUCGUCAGUGAUGCGCCAUUCGCCGUGCUGGGCGUCCUCUGGCUCGGCUACGGCCUCGUCCACCUCCGCCGCAGUGGCUCGGCCGGUUCGUUCUUGCACUCUAACGUGGACGCAAUCCAUGACCCGGUCGCGCAAGGCAUCGCGAUCGCGCUGGCGCAGCGCAAGUCGGACUCCCGUCGCCGCGUCCGGCUGCAGCGGUACGUAAAGCUGCUUGGCAUGUGGGCCGAGUGGCCAUCGUACACGUACACGCCGCUCGCCAUUGGGCUCCAAGCCACGGGCGCCCAUGGCCUCAUAAACCCCAACCUCAUUACCUUCAACGACUACAGCGAGAGUCUCAACGUUAUCGUGGCGGUUCUGAGCGGCAGCGUUCUCUUGCUCCUUCGGCACUGGCGGCGCGUCCAGCACGAGCCAUUUUUGCGCCGGUUCGGCUACCCGCUUGUGUUUGAUUUGCUCUACAUCCCGUUCAUUUCAACGUGUACGCGGCUCGCAACGUGCCCACGGGGGUACGUGCAUUUGUCGCUACCGGGCGGCGCAACAUGUGACUGCCUCGAUCGUUUUGGCAUCUUCUGGGCCGUGGGGUUUGCGGGUUUUCUGCUCUUGUACAGCAGCGCGCUCCACUACAAAAUGUACAUUGAGCCCACGGGAACGACGAUGGAGUUUCGCUUUCAGCGUGGCUUCCAAGUCAUUAUGGUCAUGGCCCGCACCCUGAAUCCGAUCUUGUCCAUGCGCGCGAACGACAGCGUGUUUACGCAGAACCACACGAUAACCGUGCUUGCAAUGCUCGCGUUUCUCGUCGGCGUGCUCUUCCUCCUCGUGUACUCGUACCGAAUCCAACCCUGCAUUGGCAGCGGCCGCAUCCCCAACAACAUUCGCGUGCUCUCGUUUGCAAGCUCGCUCUACACCGCUCCUUUGCCGAUCGUGUGGCUCGCGGCGUGGAACCUCAACGCGCGCCGAGCGACGCACUACCAUAUUCCCCACCUCUCCAUUCUGGAGCUCCUCCAAAUGCCGUCGUCCCAAUGCAAGCUCGUGGGGACGAUUGCGGCGCUGCACGUGGACGCAACCAAAAUCGCCAAGUUCUCGCGGUCUGGCGAGCUUCUCUGCCGCGCGUACGCGAUUCGAGUUUUGUGGUUUUGCCACAUUGAGAAUUUUCGAAAAACCAAGACCUGCGUGGGCGAAAUGACACCCGAGACCGCGGUGCCCUCCAAGCUCUGGUGCAAGGACCGGGCGAUAACGCUGCGGCUCACCAAAGCACACUCCACCAAGUCCUCCUCUGCGCUUCUGGACCCCACCGCCUCGUCCCGAAAGCGCGUCAAGAUCUACCGUGUCUCGACCAUCACAAUCCCGACGCCAAUCAACGACGAGCCCGAGGAAUUUAGCCGACAUGUGGUCCACGACGCGCACAGCGUUCGGAAAUGGCCCUUCAAAUGGUGGUACCGAUCGUCCCAGCACAGCUUCCGCGUCUCCAAUAUCAAAACCGCACCGACCGAAGCGUAUCACGUGGUGUGCAUUGGCGACAAGCACUGGAUCUCGCGCGUCGAGGAGCCGGCGGCGGCGCAUUUCCAUUGUGUCAGCUUGUACCACAUGGCACUCGAGGCGCUGGCGCAGAGCUGUGCGCAGAGCGACGAGCGCGCUAUGCACGAAGUGGCGAGUUUGCUUCUCGAGUGGUACAACGCGCGGUACCUCCGCGUCAAUGGCACGAUUCUGACGCAUAUACUCUCGACCUUGUGCGCGACGAGCGACAUCACGCUGGUAACAGACGCGACGCUGACGCUGCUCAAGGUCUUUGGCGACGGCGUCUUGCCCUACGACCUCUGGCUCCGCAACGCGUCGUACCUCAACCACUUUAUCUUGGUAUUCAAGCAGCCGCACCCUCCAACGAUCCUCCGAGCUGCGACGAUCUUGAAGCAUGUCUUGGCGCUCGGCGAGGCGGAUGAGAAAACGAACCUCUUCCAGCUCCUCACGCCCGAGUCGAUUCGACUGAUUCACGCCGCGCUGUACGGAUGGCACCACGACUAUGCGAUCAGCAGCCUCCUCGAAUCGAUCUGCGACAGCUUGUACAAGAUUGAGUUGCACAUGCACGCGCAUCGGCUGCAGGAGCAGCUGCGCCGCAAAGCAUCGCUGGCGCAGACCAAAAGAACACGAAGUGUGCGCGAGUUUCGCAGCUCCGGGUCCUCGAUCCUCUCGCGCCGAUCGCACCGGUCGCACCGGUCGGUUCGACACAAGAGCGCCAACCUGUCGAUGAUUCGAUCGUCGUCGCGUCGAUCCAGUCUCGUGACGGGCGCGUCCAGCUAUUCGCAGCUUCCGCUUCCGAUGCCGUCGCACCGCUCGACGGGACGGUUCCAGUCGUCGGCGGGCGCGUCGUUCAAGGAGCCUGCCGACGCGAUCCAGACAACGACGACAGCACACGAGAGCAAUCUGGCGUCCGCGACCAGCCGUGGCAACUCCCAGCCAACCGUGUACAAUGCAGUACCAGUGCCUCGGCAGGCUUUUCUCGAGCUCCAGGCCGUCGAGGCCGAGACAGCCGACGUUGUCCCGUUCAACACACCCGAAAACGACGAGCCUUUGCCCCCACCGAAGCCUCUUCCAAAACCAAUGCCGGACCGCACGCAACGCCUCGCGACGACGCCGACGCAGCCGCUCGUGUUUGUGACCGUCGAGCUCCUGAGUGAGCUGGAUCGGCGGCAGUCGCUCCGAGCGCAGUUCCAAGAACUCUUGUGCGAAGCUCUCGAAGGGUACGAAAGGGCCGUGCAGCACCCGACCACCGCCCAGUGGCUUGCGGCCCAGCUGGCCCAGUCGCCGGUCGCGGGCAGUCCGCAGAAGCGUCGGCAGCGGCACGGCGACCAUGAUAUUUUGGACAAGUUUUCAAGAGUUCUCGAGCUCUACACCUUUGCCGAAAAUUGUGCGAUGAAGGAUUUCGUCACAUGCGGCCUGGACCCGCGGCUGCGCACGUUCUUUGAAGAUCACGUCGUCCCAUUUUAUGCCUUCGUCACAACCGCUUGGGCAAAGACGCCAAAGUCGCGCUGGUGGCCGCGCAUGUCGUAACCUUACAGUUAGUUUGCGGUCCAUCAUGUAGACAGGCAACGGAAUUGAAUACAAUUUUAGUCGAGGAA
Saprolegnia parasitica CBS 223.65 is the source of this 3220-nucleotide messenger RNA. RefSeq lists its product as hypothetical. The record is from RefSeq and is a predicted model, not a curated record. Lineage: Eukaryota; Oomycota; Saprolegniomycetes; Saprolegniales; Saprolegniaceae. The coding region runs from base 42 to 3152 and encodes 1036 amino acids. The transcript has 12 exons.